Messenger RNA from Carassius auratus (goldfish), 4248 nucleotides. It is a transcript of the gene tnfsf13, whose product is annotated as TNF superfamily member 13. Bases 99 to 863 code for a protein of 254 amino acids. Gene Ontology annotation, biological process: positive regulation of B cell proliferation; immune response. NCBI's taxonomy places the organism in Eukaryota, Metazoa, Chordata, Actinopteri, Cypriniformes, Cyprinidae. Gene Ontology annotation, cellular component: membrane. The transcript has 6 exons. Gene Ontology annotation, molecular function: receptor ligand activity; tumor necrosis factor receptor binding. The record is from RefSeq and is a predicted model, not a curated record.
UUGUGAAACCGAAAGUUAACGGAUCAAAAUUGAGAACGGAAAUAUUCACGUAUCAGCAUAUCAACAUAUCAUAUCAACAUACCAACGUUUAGGCUAUCAUGAACAAUCACAACAUUCCUGCUUCUGUUCGGAAGGUGAAGGUGGAAGCGCUGAAGAGGCUUCUUGUAUUUACUGUCGCCUGCACCUGUGUGUCUGUGAUGUAUAUACAGUGGACGUACAUUUGGAUGCUCAGGUCUGAAAUGGCUGAAAUAACGCGGCUUUUAAGACCUCUGGAUACAGCGGUGAAGGAAGGUGGGAUAUGCUGCGAUUCCGCCGUGUGCUACGGGGCUACAUCUUGUUAUAAGGUAAGCUGUUAUCACAGAUUCCCUGAGAGACGGACACAUGCAGAGGGCCGAGACAAGAGAGAUGUGUCAAAACAAAGGAAACAGAGAAAGAGACGAGAAACAGAGCAGCACACAUUUCUCCAUCUUGUUCCUGUGUCCUCGCAGACAUAUAAUGAUCAUGACACCACUGUUCUGUCUUGGGCCGUAGGGCAGAGCAGAGGGGAGGGGCUUCAGGUAUCAGCUGAUACUGUAACAGUGGAGACUGAGGGUACCUACUUCAUUUAUAGUCAGGUGCUGUAUAAAGACACCACCUGGGUAAUGGGUCAUGUGAUCACGAAGAGGCACAAGGGGGCAGAGACUAAACUGAUGAAGUGUUUAAAAAGCAUGCCCAGUAACGUCAGCCAGCCACUCAACACUUGCUACACUGCUGGAAUUUACUUCCUGGAGUCUGGAUCCACUCUUCAGCUCUCUGUUCCCCGCAAAUCUGCAGAGCUUAUCCUGACAGCUCAUGCCACCUUCAUGGGCCUCUUCAACAUAUGACUCAGACACACAGUGAUUUACACGUUUAAAUGAUAGAAACCUUUUUUAUCCUGUUGCAAAUCCCUUACACAAGAAUUUCACACUUUCAUGCUCAAAAACAGUAAAUGCUUUUAUGUGGUGAGUGGUUGACACCUAGUGGACAAUUUAAACACUGGCAUGUUGGAAAUGGUACUUAAUGUACAAUUUUUUUUUUCAUAUAUAUAUAUAUAUAUAUAUAUAUAUAUACUGUGUGCUAUGUAAAUAUCACGUUAAAUGGAUAUGGAUUUCUGUACCAUAUAUACACUGAUCAUCCACUGGCACCACUAACAGAUGAAUAACAUACAUUUUUAUAUUUACAAUGGCAUCUAUCAAGGGGUGUGAUACUGUAUAUUAGGCAGCAAGUAAACAGUCAAAAAAAAUUACAAAUAAAAAAACAUGAGAAAGUGAAAAGAUCUGAAUGACUUUUGCAGUGGGUAAUACCUACUAAAAGUGAUGCAAGGAAGAACAACUGGUGAUUCUAUAUCAAGGGCAUCCAAGGCUCAUUGAUGCACAUGGGGAGCAAAGGCUAGGCUGUCUGGUCCGAUCACACAGGAGAGCUACUAUAGCUCAGAUUGCUGAAAAACUUGAUGUUGGCUAUAAUAGAAACCUGUGAGAACACACAGUGCAUCACAAUAUCGGGCUGCAUCGCCACAGACCAGUCAGAGUGCCCAUGAUGAACUCUGUCAACCGCCGCCAUGUGAGUGUCAGAACUGGACCAUGAAGCAAUGGAAGAAGGUUUCCGGGUCUCUGGAACCAUUUUAUUUUUUAGAUCAGUUGGAUGACAUAUGCGCAUGAUAUUUUCCCUGGGGAAAGGAUGGCAGCAGGAUGAACUAUGGAAAUAAGGCUUUGACAUGUACCAUCUACCUAAAGAUUACUCAAGACCAUGAACAUCUCUUCAUGACAAAGGUGUUCACUGUUGACAGUGGCCUCUUUCAGCAGUUUAAGGCAUUUCCAACUUCCCAGAUCUCUCUGUUUUGUUCAGUCCAAACUUGGAGAAACCCGUUCAUGCUUUUAUCUCCAGCAGAGUGGACUAUUGUAACGGACUCCCCACUGGCCUUCCCAAAAAGACCAUUAGACAGCUGCAGCUCAUCCAGAACACUGCUGCCAGGAUUCUGACUAGAACCAGAAAAUCUGAGCAUAUCACACCAGUCCUCGCUGGUAUUAAUACUAGUUUAUAUAUCACUCAAUGGACUAGGACCUCAAUACAUUGCAGAUAUGCUCACUGAAUAUAAACCAGACCACUCAGAUCAUUAGAAUCAAGUAAGUUAGAAAUGCCAAGGGUACACUCAAAACAAGAGGAGUGCUUUUUAUUUUAUGUCACCCGCAAUGGAACCAGUUUCCAGAAGACAUCAAAUAUGCUAAAACAGAGGCCAUGUUUAAAGGUGACAUAUCAUGAAAAUGAAUUUUUCUGUGUUUAAGUGCUACAAUCGGGUCCCCGGUUCAUCUACCAACCCAGGAAAUGUGAUAAAGAUUAUCAUUUAAAUUUGUUUUGGUAAGCCUUUUUGUGCAAGCUUGUGAAAGAAAAAGAAAAACAAGCUUGAUGUAGAAAGGAGAUCUUAUUAUAACAUUACUGGCCUUUCUGCAGGUUUCCACCCCCAUAGUGACGCCAUUGUGUUUUCGCAAGCGACAGCAGUGUACCAGUUCUAAUGCCAUAGUGAAUGUUUGAGCAAAGCACGCUGACUAUUCUGUCUUUGGCUGCACUGAGCACAGAACACUAUUUAGAGUCCCAGCCUCAGAGGAGACAAAAGAGCAGUGGGUUUAUUGAUUUAUUUACUGUAUGUCACGCUGCUGCAACACAGAUCUAAUAUAAACAUGCCAUUUUUUUUCUCAGCUGUUUACCUUCACAGACAUUACAGACAGUUUUUGUAACUGGUGUGUUUUUAAUAUAAACUUGUAUUUGACAAUUAAGCGAGAUGAGACAUGAAGGAGAAGUUUAGUACUCAGAUUCUUUCUGUAUGUGAUGUGCUUCGAAUAUGUGCACUCAGAAAACUGUAUAGCAGAACUUUAAACUAAUAUGGUUUAACAUUUUAACAUGAUAGACAUGAUAAUCAAAAUCAAAUGUGUUUUUUCAGCAGAGUAUCUGAGAUACCAGCUGGAAAGGCACAGCCCUAUUCUGGAAAAGGGGGUUGGGAGCAUCAGCAUCAUUUGCAUUUAAACACAUGCGUGAAAACAGCCAGUUUCUGUUUCCACUCAAAAUAGGCAUAUUCAAAAUGAAAUAAUACAUGAUCUGUGGGGUAUUUAGAGCUGAAACUUACCAGACACAUUCUGGGGACAAAUAAGACUUGUAUUACAUCUUGUUAAAAGGAGAAUCUUAGAUUCAGACUCAAAACUCAUCAGUUUAGCUGUGCAUUUACUGAAUGAGCUCUGAGCUACAGUACGUCCGAAUAAUUACACUGCCUUUAAUGUAUCUUCAUAUAUGUUUUUUUAAUUCUUCUUCACUGUUUUAAUUCAUUUUAAAUCAAUUUAAAAUGUAUUAUUUGAUUUUAUUUUUGUGAUUAUGUUUUAUGAUUAGUUUAUUUUUUUGUUUUAUGUAAAGCACUUUGAAUUACCAUUGUGUAUGAUUGCCAAAUACCUGUAAAAAAAAACCUUCCUUGUCUAAAGCAGGGGUUCUCAACUCUGGCCCUUGAGGCCCACGUUCCUACAUAGUUUAGCUCCAACCUUGAUCGAACUCACCUUCCGGUAACUUUCCAGUAACCUGAAGACCUUGAUUGGCUUGAACUUGUUCAAGUGUAUCGGAGCUAAACUCCUCGAGUGCAGGAGUUGAGAACCCCUGACUUAAAGGAUCAGAUACCAUAUGUUCAGAGGUCCUGUUGUGUCUAUUUUUCAGUGCAUCAGAUAUGUUUUGGCCACACAAGUGGGAACUACACAAUAGUAUGCGGGUGGUUGUAAUGUUGUGGCUGAUCAGUGUAUCACAUUGCCAAGGUAUUAUUCACUGAUACAAUAACUGCAACAUGGUUCCACCAUAGUGCUUUUUUGUAAAUAUCACACUAUGCAAACUGUAAUCAGUAACUGUUAUCCCAAAAAUGAAAAUUCUCUCAAAAUCUCUAUAACGUUCUUAUGCUUUAUAGUGGCAUGGUACGUGUCCCUUAAUUUUGAUUUUAUUUUGAUUUCAAAAUAAAUUCAGAGCUGUCAUUAGCCACAGUUUCAGUUCAGUUUGAUCUUUGUUUACAUUUGCACCUUCCCCCUGACUGUAUUUGGUACUUAUGGUUGCUGAUUUGAUUUGCUGUUUCGUUCAGCUGCGUCUCCUCAUUAGCCUGUGUAUUUAAGUUCCUGUGUGUUCAGUUUUAAUUGACCAGUCUCAUCAGUGUCACUUCUGUGUUGUUCACUAUCCACCCUGUGUUUGGAUUAAAGAUUUUUGAAACACUCA